This is a messenger RNA of Vicugna pacos (alpaca), 679 nucleotides long. NCBI's taxonomy places the organism in Eukaryota, Metazoa, Chordata, Mammalia, Artiodactyla, Camelidae. The record is from RefSeq and is a predicted model, not a curated record.
GGUGCGGGGUCCGCGCUGCGAGGCUAGCGGGGGUGGAGCCCGCGCCCGGCUGCCCCCGGAAGGCCGCCUAUUUAGGGCGCAGGGGCGGCGGACGGGAGCGGCAGGGGUGCGCCGAUGGCUGCUCUGGGGGACGAGGUGCUGGACGGUUACGUGUACCCGGCGUGUGCCCUUUACUCGUACCCGUGCCCCUACCCGGCCGCCGCCAAGGGCAAGGGCGCGGUGGGCGGCGGAGGCUGGCGCCCCCAGCCGGGCAAGGAGCGCCUGCGUUUCCAGUUCUUAGAGCAGAAAUAUGGCUACUAUCACUGCAAGGACUGCAACAUCCGAUGGGAAAGUGCCUACGUGUGGUGUGUGCAGGGCACUAACAAGGUUUACUACAAGCAGUUCUGCAGAACAUGUCAGAAGUCUUAUAACCCUUACCGAGUGGAGGAUAUCGUGUGUCAAAAUUGUAAACAGACUAGAUGCUCCUGCCCGGUAAAACUGCGCCACGUGGACCCCAAAAGGCCCCAUCGUCAAGACCUGUGUGGGAGAUGCAAAGGCAAACGCCUAUCCUGCGACAGCACUUUCAGUUUCAAAUACAUAAUUUAAAUGAAUGUGAAAAAACCAAAACCCUGGUCCUGCUGAACGUGUGCUCGUGGAGCAGACAAGUGAGCUUUUUUCCAUGCCCCUUCUCCUUCCUGCC